UAUAACGGCAUUAUUCAAACCUCCUAUGUCGGUUAGCAUUUGAAGUUCAAAAUAUAACGUCGUUCUUUGAAUUAAUGGUUUUGACAGGUUUUGCAGUUGAUUAAUUUUUCUUAAGUUUAUGUUUCGUGGUAAAAUUUUUAAUUUAAAAAAUAAAAAUGGUGAAAUAUAACGCCUUAAAAUAUUUAUAUGAUGUUGAGAAAACAAUUGGUACUGGAGGAUUUGCCAAAGUAAAGUUAGCUACGCAUUUACUUACUGGAGAAAAAGUAGCUAUUAAAAUAAUGAAUAAAAGCUUAAUUGGGGAUGGUUGCCCAAGGAUAAAGAUGGAAUUGGAAGCGCUAAAAGAUAUUUCACACCAUCAUAUUUGUAAAUUAUACCAAGUAAUUGAAACUAAAGAACAUUUUUUCAUUGUAAUGGAAUAUUGUUCUGGAGGAGAAUUGUUUGAUCAUAUAGUUGAAAAAAACAAACUCUCUGAAUUCGAAGCCCGGUUAUUCUUUCGUCAAAUUCUGUCUGCUGUUGCUUAUUUGCAUAAUGUUGGCUACGUUCAUAGAGACUUAAAACCAGAAAAUAUAUUGUUGGAUAGAGAUUUGAAUUUGAAACUGAUUGACUUUGGGUUGUGUGCCAAACCUGUUGGUGGCAUGUCUUCACAUUUACAAACUUCUUGUGGAUCCCCAACUUAUGCUGCUCCAGAACUCAUAAAAGGACAUCAAUACAUUGGUGGUAAGGUUGAUGUAUGGAGUUUGGGAGUACUUCUAUAUGCAUUGCUCUGUGGAUUUCUGCCAUUUGAUUGUGAUAACAUUGAAAAUUUAUACAAAAAAAUUUUGUCAGGGAAGUAUUCCGAACCUUCUUGGUUAUCAGAAGAAAGCAGGAAGAUUAUAAGAGAUAUGUUACAAGUUGACCCAAAAGAAAGAAUUACUGUAGAUGAAUUACUUUCUCAUCAAUGGAUUACAAUGGGAUGUCUAGAUCCUGUUACUCAUAAUAGUUUAAAUUUGUACCAUGAAAAAAAUAAUGAAGUUUUAAAUGCCCUCGGAAAGUAUCAUAUGAUAGAAAGUGAAGAAAUUUGGGAGAGAAUUAAUAAAUGGGACUAUGAUUAUGAUACAGCAACUUAUCUUCUUCUGUUAAAUAGAUGUAAACAAGGGCUCCCAUUAAGGCUUAGUACACAGUCUAGGUUGAGGUAUAAGAUUCAGGGAAUUCCUCCUACUCCGUGUACACCUAAGUGCCAGAGUCCUGUGAGACAUUCUUACAGACUUUUGAAAGAGGUUAUGAACAACAAUGAAUUAGGAUCGUCACAAGAUUUGGUUAAUGAAAAAGAAAAUACUUCAGCUAGAACUCCAACCAGAACGGGUAGGAAGAGGGGACAUCCCACCGGGGAAGAAGACAUCAUAUCUCCAAUACCAGCAAAGAGAACACCCAGAAAAGCAAGACCUUUAGCUAAUAUAGUUGACUCUCCAUCUACACCAAUUAAUUCUACCCCAGGAAAUAAAAUCCUCUGCAGUUUAGAAAAAAAGUUGAAUAAAGUACGAGAUGUUUUGACCCCUCGGAAGAAGACUACAGUUCCUGAUUGUUUUUAUCUGAAUAAAUUGACAGCCAAGCAAAUGUGUAAUGUUUCUACAACUCCAUUCAAUGAUCCUGAUAUUGCUCUGGAGGAAUUAAAAUCUGGCUUAUUGGAUGCCGGAAUCAGCUUUAAAAGCAAGGGGUAUCUCAUACGUGGAAAAAUUGCUGGACCUUCAGAUAAAGAUAUAAAGAGUUGUAAACUUUCAUUUGAGCUAGAAAUUUGUUUAAUCCAGCCAUCAGCGACAAAGAAAGAAACUAUAAUCGGUAUUAAAAGGAAGAGAUUGAAAGGUGAUGCUUGGUGCUAUAAGAAAGUAUGUGAACAGAUACUGAAUCUAACCAGUUCAGAUUCAAAAAAAUAAUUUCUAUGCUCGCAUUAAUAUAGACGAAACCAUACUUAGACUUGUACAUAAUUGUAUAUAGAAAUAUGUCAUCAAAUUGUGAAUUGCAAUUAUAUAUAACUAAAUAUAUAAGUAAAUAUACUUAAUUCUUAUCCACAUUAUAUUUAUAAAAGAAUUGUUAAUAAACAAAUAUUUAUAUUAAAAGCUUAGCAUACAAUUUUUUACCUAUAUAAAAAGUUAAUAAUGGAUGAUAUUUAUUUAUUGUCAUCAGUUAGUUCCGAUCAGAGGAGGUUUAUUGUAUUCAGUAUUCGCAAACUCAAAUUCUGU
Nezara viridula (southern green stink bug) is the source of this 2216-nucleotide messenger RNA. NCBI's taxonomy places the organism in Eukaryota, Metazoa, Arthropoda, Insecta, Hemiptera, Pentatomidae. The record is from the annotation of a GenBank genome assembly.